AUGAGACAAUCUGUGUCUUUUAAGGAAACAACUUAAUUGUAAUUGUAAAUCAGCACCUUAUAAUAAGAAAUAUAGAUUUUAACUUAAGAAAAUCAAAGUCUUAAAUAAUAGUUGGUAACUUUGUAAAAAUAAAUAACUAUUAUAAAAUAAUCAGAAGAUGGAUUACAAUAGAAAGUGAUAGAAUAUGAAAAAUUAUUAUAAGAGUAGACUAUGUAAACUUAAAAAUUUCAAUAACUUCUUAUAUAGGUAUAAAAAACGCCAAAUUAAUAAUAAUAAUUGAUUUUAUAGUUAGUUGAGGAAAAAGAUAAAUUAUUAGAUGAGUUUAAGGAGAAAAAUUGGAUUUAUAAAAAGACAAUUAAUAGUUAUGAAUCAAUGAUGGGAUAAGUGAAGAUCUUAUAUUCAGAGAAGAAAGAAAAAAGACCAGUUAUUUUAGGAUUAAUGGAGGGAUUAAUGUCAUAAUAAUAUUAAAUAAAGAAUUGGAAAUAGAAUCCAAAGAUUAAGUAUGAAAUUUAAGAGUUUGAAAUAAUGGAAAUUAAAAUUGGAAAACAUAUGAAUAAAAUUUUGGAUAAGAAAUUAUUUUUCUUAGCACAUGAAGGAUUAUAAAUUGAUAGUAUUGGGAAAAUAAUAGGAUAGAUUUCACUUGAGCCAAAUGUGGAAGGCGAUUUACAAGUAGGAUAUAUAAUAGAAAUAUAAAAUGCUGAUGAUGAAUCUUUGAAAUCUAAAUUUUUAUUAAGAAGAGAAUUAAAAUAAGGAAAAUUAAGUUAAGGAUAUUUAAAGAAAACAGAGGCUGUAUAAUAAUCAUUAAAUAAUAUGAUUUGUUAAGCAUUAUUUGAGAGAUUUACAAAAAGAUAAGAAAGUUAAGGAUAUGAAGAGUUUAACAUAUUUCGUAUCUAAAGAUAAUUUGUUUUGAAAUCUUUAAGUAAUUUUGUAAUUAAUAAUUAGAAACUAAUUAUUUUUAUUAUUGUGAAAUGAUAGAAGAAGGAGAAUUCUAAAAGUUUAAUGGAGGAAAUAUGGAACCAAUUAUAAAUUUAGAUUUGGAAGAUUUUAUAAAUUUUUUCAUUUUUGAUUCAUUUUAAGAUAUAAAUGAGGAAUUAGUAGUAAGUCAUUUGUAAAGAGUGGGCUAUUAUUUUCAUGAUAUGAUAGUAUCAACAUUAAUAGGAGUGUUCUCUUAAUAUGACUAAGGUAAGUAGGAGGUAAUGUAAACAAUAAAAAAUUUAGAAAAAGCUUUAGGAUUUGCAUCAAUGACUCUUCAUUGAUAUAAAAUAAUUAUAUUA
This is a messenger RNA of Paramecium sonneborni, 1274 nucleotides long. The record is from the annotation of a GenBank genome assembly. Lineage: Eukaryota; Ciliophora; Oligohymenophorea; Peniculida; Parameciidae.